Fusarium coffeatum is the source of this 768-nucleotide messenger RNA. RefSeq lists its product as uncharacterized. Gene Ontology annotation, cellular component: nucleus. Lineage: Eukaryota; Fungi; Ascomycota; Sordariomycetes; Hypocreales; Nectriaceae. Gene Ontology annotation, biological process: mitotic DNA replication termination; site-specific DNA replication termination at RTS1 barrier. The coding region runs from base 1 to 768 and encodes 255 amino acids. The record is from RefSeq and is a predicted model, not a curated record. The transcript has a single exon.
AUGGGUAACGACGGAGGCUCCAUCCCCAAGCGUCACGAGCUCGUCAAGAAUGCCGCGCGCGCCAAAACAACAUCCGAACUAAAAGCCACAACCCUCGAAGCCCUCGCCCAUGCAUGGUCACACUGCGCACUCAGCGGCGAACCUCUCGAUAUCGAUACUCUUGUCUCCGACUGGCGCGGGCGCCUAUACAACUACGAAGCCAUUCUCAACGGCCUCAUGCCCUCCGACGAACCCGUCGAUGUCACACCUGCGAGUCUGGGUAUCAAGUCACUACGCGAUGUGGCAAAGCUCAAGGUUUCCAAGAACGGCGAUAAACUUGUGUGUCCUAUUUCCAUGAAAGAGCUAGGCCCCUCUGUCAAAUCUGUGUACCUCGUUCCUUGCGGUCAUGUCUUUGCGGAUGUCGCAAUGAAGGAGAUUCAAGAAAAGACCUGUCCCGAAUGCGGAACGGAAUUUGAGCAAGAGAACAUCAUUGCACUACUUGCGGCGUCAAAAGAAGAUGUGGAGCGAUUGGAGAAGAGGAUUGAGAAACUCAAGGGUGAAGGAUUGACGCAUACGUUGAAGAAGGAUAAGACGGAGAAGAAGAAGAAGCGCAAGGGUGAUGAUGUGAAAGAAGAGGAGAAGGCUGCUAAGGAUACAAAGAAGAGCGAGGAUGCGAGAAUUAGUGGGAUUAAUAAUUCUUUUGCGGCGAGUUUGACGGCGAAGGUUUUGGCGGAGCAGGAUGAGAGGAAUAAGAGGAGAAAACUUGUGGCGGAGGCUGCUAGAGGGUGA